This is a messenger RNA of Astrephomene gubernaculifera, 2037 nucleotides long. Lineage: Eukaryota; Viridiplantae; Chlorophyta; Chlorophyceae; Chlamydomonadales; Astrephomenaceae. The record is from the annotation of a GenBank genome assembly.
CCUCUUUCCAACUUUGUUGCACAUUUUGCGUGUUAGUAUACAAACAUGUCGGACGACGGCUCUAUUCAGGGCGAGGUGGAGCCCAACCUGAGCGUGCCGGAGGUGGUAACGAAAUACAAGGCGGCGGCGGACAUCUGCAACCGUGCUUUGCAAGCUGUGAUUGACGGAUGCAAGGACGGCGCCAAGAUUCUGGAUCUGUGCCGCAGCGGCGACACCUUUAUCAACAAGGAGUGCGCUAACAUCUAUAAGGGAAAGGAAAUUGAGAAGGGCGUGGCCUUCCCGACUUGCGUGUCCGUCAACAGCGUUGUUGGCCACUUCUCGCCCAACGGCGAUGACUCCACUGCUCUUAAAUCCGGAGAUGUCGUCAAGAUUGACCUGGGCUGCCACAUCGACGGCUUCAUUGCCACGCAAGCCACCACCGUGGUCGUCCAGGCCGGCACCGAGCCCAUUACCGGCCGCGCCGCGGAUGUCAUCGCCGCUGCCCGCACCGCCUUCGAUGCCGCAGUGCGCUUGAUACGCCCCGGCAAGCACAUUUCCGACGUGGCAGCGCCCCUACAGAAGAUCGCGGAGGCGUACGGCUGCAACUUGGUUGAGGGCGUGAUGUCGCACGAAAUGAAGCAGUUUGUGAUCGACGGCAGCAAGUGCAUCCUGAACAAGCCGACGCCGGACCAGAAGGUGGAGGAUGCGGACUUUGAGGAGAACGAGGUGUAUGCCAUCGACAUUGUGGUCAGCACUGGCGAGGGCAAGCCCCGAGUCCUGGACGAGAAGGAGACCACCGUCUACAAGCGCGCCCUGGAGGUGGCCUACCAGCUCAAAAUGCAGGCCUCCCGCACCGUCUUCUCCCUGGUCAACGCCAACUUCGCCACCAUGCCCUUCACCCUCCGCGCGCUCAUGGACGAAGCCGCCAGCCAGAAGACCGAGCUGAAGGUGGGGCAGCUCAAGCUGGGCCUGGUUGAGUGCCUAAACCACGGGCUGCUGCACCCCUACCCGGUGCUGCACGAGAAGGGCGGCGAGCUGGUGGCUCAGAUCAAGGGCACUGUGUUGCUCAUGCCCAACGGCUCCAGCAUCGUGACGUCCGCGCCGCGCCAGCCGGUUGCUAGCGAGAAGAAGGUGGAGGACAAGGAGAUCCUGGAUCUGCUGGCCACCCCCGUGAGCGCCAAGAGCGCCAAGAAGAAGAAGAACAAGGACAAGGCCGCCGCCGCCGCGCCCGCCGCCGACGCUUAAGAGCCUUCUCAUUCGGAGGAGAGGAGCUGCUUUCCUGGAUAGGCGGCUGUGCGGACCUGCACGGCAAUCAAAUCCACAUUAUGGGCCAAUCGCGCGUUGGUUUGUCUGUGGCAGGUUGACAUGAGGAGCCCGUGAUGUGGCGCUGAGUGCACAUGCGGUGCGUGGUCGGCUGCGCGAGGGGCCCUCUGGAUUCGGGGCGGGGGAGUGUAUUGCGGUGGUUUGCGGCAGGAGGAGCGGAAUGGUAGUAGUAGGUUCUUGACGUUGGGCGGUGUAUUGGGGUGCAUGUGUCAACGUGGGGGGCGAAGGACGAUGAGUCGAGUCGGGUUUGGCGCGAGUGCUUUCGAAUUUGCAAUUAUGGACCAAGCACCAAGUGUUUAGGUUGCACCCGCCCUCGCUUCUUGACAUGUGCACACUGGGUUGUUGGGCUUUCCGGUUUUCGUUGUGUAUGUAGCGCAGUUGGGGACGACAAGGCGCGCUGCUUUGUUGUGCGUGUGUCGCAUGGCAACAUCACGUGCGUGCUCCGGGGGGAUGUGCGAAUGGUUCCGAGUCGGCAGUUGCGUGUUGCGGAGACGGUCUUAAAUAACACUGAAGUCCUUUAAGCGUGUGAAAGGGUCUCUCCCUCAGCGAGUAACAGCUGAGUGAAUCGCACCUACCGAACCGCUGGUGCCGCGUGCCAGGGCCCUCGCUGUCGCCAGCACGUGCUGCUCAGUUGUACGCCACACGGAGAUCUUGGUUUGCGGGGCGAGUUUGAAGUCCGGGCUGUCAUAAGGGGACUGCAAGCCCUUCGGCUAGCGGCUAAGAGCCAAGGCGGCG